This is a messenger RNA of Beauveria bassiana ARSEF 2860, 2424 nucleotides long. RefSeq names its product dethiobiotin synthetase. Bases 1 to 2424 code for a protein of 807 amino acids. Gene Ontology annotation, molecular function: dethiobiotin synthase activity; ATP binding; magnesium ion binding. The record is from RefSeq and is a predicted model, not a curated record. The transcript has 4 exons. Gene Ontology annotation, biological process: biotin biosynthetic process. Gene Ontology annotation, cellular component: mitochondrion. Lineage: Eukaryota; Fungi; Ascomycota; Sordariomycetes; Hypocreales; Cordycipitaceae.
AUGGAGUCGCCUUUGGCUGCCUUGCUGUGGCGUUCUCUCCGCGUGUACCAGGUCUUCGGUGCGAAUACCGAGGUUGGCAAGACUGUCUUUACAACCUUGCUAUGCAAGAGCGCAAAGCGCAAUUGGAACCAGGAAAAUGUUUCUUUUCUGAAGCCAGUCUCGACAGGGCCAUUAAACGAGGCUGAUGAUCAUCAUAUAAAAACCUUUACCACUGGAAUCAAUCAUGACACAUUAAUCCAAUACGGCAUCCCCGUGAGCCCCCAUACUGCGGCUUUGGCUUCUGGCGAGCCAAUCCCUCCCGAUAGUCUAGUUUUGGCUAGAUGCCGCGACCACGCUGCAGAGCGCGCCAAGGCUGGCAAAGGCUGGCUCUUCAUGGAGACGGCUGGCGGUGUACACUCACCUGGUCCUUCCGGUACCACGCAAGCUGACCUGUACACGCCACUGCGACUGCCAGUCGUUCUUGUAGGCGACGCCAAACUGGGCGGAAUCUCGCAGACAAUUGCCUCGUUUGAAGCGCUGCGCAUCCGCGGAUACGACGUACAAUCAGUCAUGCUGUUUCAAGACAAAAAGUACCAAAAUUACCUCUAUCUGGCGGAAUAUUUCUCCCAAAAGUAUGACAUUCCUGUCCUGAGCUUACAAGAGCCGCCUGAGCGUCUACACGAUGAAGCUCGUGAUGUCGAAGCCAUGAAGGAGUACUACGAGCAGCGAACAGACGAAAACACUGUUGGCGCUGUACUUGAACACCUGGAUUUGAACCACACCAAGAGACUCGUCAGAUUGGAAUGCAUGGCUAGCAAGGCUCACGAGACCAUCUGGUACCCUUUUACCCAGCAUGAGCAUCUCCCUGCCAAGGACAUCAUGACGAUUGACUCUGCACACGGCGACUACUUUCAAACAUACAACAGCAAAUCCCCAGAGCACGGCGCACUCCAAGCUUCUUUCGACGGGUCUGCCUCGUGGUGGACGCAAGGCCUCGGCCACGCCAACCCGCAGCUGACAAUGGCCGCCGCGUACGCCGCCGGCCGAUACGGGCACGUCAUGUUUGCCGGCGCCAUUCACGAGCCGGCCCUGACAUUGGCCGAGACUCUUUUGCGCGGGACCGGCAACUCUCGACUGACCAGGGUAUUCUACUCCGACAAUGGCAGCACGGGGAUCGAGGUCGCCAUCAAGAUGGGACUGCGCGCCGCGCGGGUUCGCUAUGGCUGGGGCCCCAACGAGAAGCUCGGUGUCAUUGGGCUGAAAGGAGGCUACCACGGCGACACGAUUGGCGCCAUGGACUGCGCUGAGCCGUGCAUCUACAAUGAAAAUAUUGAAUGGUACCAAGGAAAGGGCUACUGGUUCGACUACCCGACCAUUCUCUGCAAAGACGGCAAAUGGCAAAUCAGCGCGCCCGACGGCAUGGAAAAGGAGCUUGGGCCGGCCCGGGACUUUGCGUCUCUUGAAGAAAUCUUUGAUGUGCAAGGACGAGAGAAGAACAAUGACCAUGAGAUUUACGAAAGCUUCAUUGUCGAAAAGCUGCACGCUCUGAGGGCGCAAGGGCGCAAGUUUGGUGCACUCAUCAUGGAGCCGAUUGUUCUCGGCGCCGGCGGCAUGGCAUUUGUCGAUCCCCUCUUUCAGAGGACUUUGGUCAAGGUGAUUCGAAACUCACCCCAUCUCUUUACCGACGAGCAGGGUGUGAUGAGCCCACGUACCGAAGCCAGCAAGCAAUGGAGCGGCCUUCCCAUUCUCUUUGACGAAGUCUUUACCGGCCUCUACCGACUCGGCCGCUUCACGCCCUCGACGUUUCUCGGUGUCGAGCCGGAUGUUUCCGUCAACGCCAAGCUGCUGACCGGUGGCCUCUUACCGCUGAGCACUACAAUGGCCUCGGAAGACUUGUUUGACGUCUUUCGAAGCCAGGAAAAGGUCGAUGCCCUCUUGCACGGCCACAGCUACACGGCCCACCCUAUUGGAUGCCAGGUCGGCAUCGAGUCUCUCAAGGCCAUGCAGCGGAUGGACAAGCGCGGCGACUGGGACUGGGCCAAGAGUCAGGGCUGGGUAAAGACCUCGCAGCAGUCAGCCUCUGCAGCGGCGCUGCCGUCGCUGGCCAACAAGACUCGGGGCCGUGGCGGCAAUGAAGUGUGGUCCGUCUGGCCUUUGGAUCUGGUCGAGAGCCUCUCGCGCAUGAGGACCCGCGUUGCCGGUGUCUGGGCGCUCGGCAGCGUGCUUGCCGUGCAUCUCAAGGACGAGGCCGGGACGGGGUACAGCAGCAACGCUGCUCUCGGACUGCGCGACGCUCUGGCGCAGGGCGAGGCGGGGGGCAGUAACGGGCCCUGGAACAUUCACUCGCGUGUGCUGGGUAAUGUGAUUUAUCUGAUGGCGAGCCAGACGACGACGCGCGAGGGCGUUGAACAGCUUGCCAAGCUACUGGUGAAUAAUCUGGAAUAG